Messenger RNA from Neurospora tetraspora, 1294 nucleotides. RefSeq names its product kinase phosphorylation protein-domain-containing protein. Bases 192 to 980 code for a protein of 262 amino acids. The transcript has a single exon. NCBI's taxonomy places the organism in Eukaryota, Fungi, Ascomycota, Sordariomycetes, Sordariales, Sordariaceae. The record is from RefSeq and is a predicted model, not a curated record.
CUGGAGUGGGCCCGUUCUGCCUACCUCAACGCAAUUCAACGACAAGAAUCGCAGAAAUUCAUCCAUUCAACACUUUCACCCACGUCACUUUGUACAAGCAAACCCAAACAGAUUAUUAAGGAAAUUUUACGCUCACAUUCGAUACGCGACCACAAAGUCCUGGAAGAAACCCAUCCGCGAUAUCAUCCCCCAUGGAUCUUCUUUCGACCGUCCGCAAGUCGGGUUCCCGAGGCGGCGUCAACUUCAGCUGGGACGAUGUCGCCAACUCAGCACACCGCGAGAACUAUCUCGGCCACAGUCUGAAAGCCCCAGUUGGUCGCUGGGCCAAAGGGCGGGAUCUCAACUGGUACGCCAAGGCAGAACCAUCAGCUGCGAACGCUGGAGAAACCGAGGAGGAGAAGGAGGCGCGCGAGCGCCGCGAAGAAAUCCGCAGGAUAAAGGAAGCAGAAGAGGAUGCCAUCAACCGCGCAUUGGGCUUGCCUAUCACGCCACGAAACACCAGUGGCGCGAAUGCUAUCGAGGUCCAAGGCUCCAAAAUCCCAGAACGAACAGAGGAGGGUUCCGCUGAACAACCGAUAACAACACCAGCCCCGAAGGAAGCGCAAGCAGGGGAAUCGAGGAGAGCAAGGCACCGCGACUCAGAGAGACAUCACAAGCGGAGACACAGGAGCAGAAGUCGUGAACGUGGUCAUGGCCGCGACAGGGAGCGUGAUCAGGAGCGCCAUCGUGAACGGGAUAGACAUGACAGCCGCAGUCGUGACCGGAGACGUGAUGGGCCGGCAGACCGAGGAGGGAGAGAAUACCGUCCUAGUCGCAGAAGCCGGAGCCCUGAGCGUCGUUCACACCGUGAUGAUAGGACGAGAGAUGAAGAUCGGAAUCGGAGCAGAGACCGGGGAAGACAUCACCACCACAGAAGGCGCAGUCAUAGUCCUGGUCGGAGCAGGAGCAGGGAUAGGAAAGCAAGGCAUGACCGACGAUGAGGAUUAUUACGCAGAAUUCAGUUUGGCAUCGGCGGGAGUAAAACACUCUUUCGUACAGUAUAAUUAUCAGUCUUAUUAGCGGCACGCUACAUGUAAUGGAUUAUUAGUAAGCUUAGCACCCUCGUGAUUCUAAACCGUUCCUGUGUCGUUCUGUCACCGUCUUUUUAUUUGGCUGCUGGAAGCUCUUUGGCCCAUCAUUGUUGUCCGGGCAGUGGCAAACCCUCUUGCCUGCCUGGUGCCUGGAAGGCAUGGCGGGGAUUUGUUUUAGUGGAGUUUUAGGGGUACCCUGCGCUGAAAGGGGACCCUGCUAGCCU